CAUUCUCUCAUGCCGGUAGGACGUACCUUCACAACAACAUAGAAUGUGAUGAAAAGAGACAAAUUGUCCUCCUGUGCGUCGACAGCUGUAUAUUAACUAAGCAUUAGAUCGGGAGCAACGGUUAGCACAACGCAGCAAACGUUCUUCACUCCAGUGGUGGAUUUUCCACGCCCAGCUGUAAUCGCCUUCUCGGAUGAAAUCGUACAGCCAGCCGUUCAGAUAAGUUCUGUUUUCAUCCAUGGUGGUGAACCCAGCUGAUGGAAAAGAAGGCUGUCAAGCAGCUCAACAUGGUCUCCAGGCUGCCCAAGUUUGCUUCCCGCACCUCAGGCACCACCUCGUCUCCUCCCCAAGGAUCUGGACUCCCAGUUCCCUCCUAUGAGUGUAAAGGUGGACCUGUAGGCAGACAGAAUGGUUUAACACAAGUCCGAUCCUUAAACUGGAGAAAGUGUGAAGAGGACACCGGAAAUAAUGUUGAAUGCACUGGAAGCUUGGAUGAGGAAACUAGUGUAGCUCCAGAUACAGACUCCCCAGUAAUGGUGACUAAAAAACUUUCCCCUGCCGCUGUAGUUAAAUAUAAGGGUGCAGUUUUGACAGCACAAAGUAGGAGUAUACCACAGCCUACCAAAACCCGCAUGACUACCCCCAAACACCUCUCCUCAGGUAACACUAUAUACAAUGGCAUGGCUACUCUGAAUGGAGCCAGUAGUGGUAAUGAACGCUCUUCAGGGUCUGGUCUUGGUCAUGUUUCACAACAAAAAAGCUUGCAAAGCAAACUAUCAGUGUCCAGUGACCGCAUCAAGUCUACUUCUAAAGAGAGCAUAGAGCGCUCUCAGAGUUUCACAUUCUUUAAGAGGGGAGCAUCUCAUACUGAUCCACCUAUGACCAGGUCUUUUUCCUUUAAUAAAGCUACUGAUCUUGCUAACAAACUCCCCAGACCUUUAGCACAAUCUCCAGUGCCUAGAUCACUCCUCAAUCAGCCAAAUUCAGUUUUAUCCAAAGGGAAAGUAGAUAAAUUUGGCUUCGCAAGACCCUCUGUAACUGCUAGCAACCAUUCGCCAGUAGCCUCAAUAAAGAAGUCACUAUUACCCAGCUUUUCAGGAAAAAAAACAUCUGUGCUCAGUUAUAAACUUACACGUCCAUCAUUCAACAAACAUCCCCGUCCUGUUUUGCCUGCAACUGUCCCAAAAGAAGCAGAAUUGGGUGAAGAUGUCCAAAACCUUACACUGUCAGCAGAAACCAGUUCAGAACUAAUCAACAACACUGAAAGUACUGAAACUACCCCAACUGAGAAUGAGACUACACCAAACAUGACUUCAAUCGAAGUAAAGGAAUUUGAGGUCAGCAUGGGGAGCUCCUUGGAGAUUUUUGAGGAUAUGUCACUAUCAUCGUCCUCCUCUGUGGAGCACAAUGACAGUGAAGAGUACAUGGAUGACUUUGAUAAUCUUGGGAAUGGAGGUGAGACCCUGUUUCUGCCUGUCCUCAAAGAUGGAUUGGACCACUUAGGACUGUGUGAAGAUGAAAAUGCCCUAAUCACCAAGUGCAAUGAGGACUCAUCGAUGACCAACCUGCAUGCCUUCUUAUCCGAAACUGUUGACUGGGAAGGGAUGGGCCUCACAGGUGGCAAAGAUAGGUUUGAGCAUGACUCGUCAUCUCCUGUGGGCGAUUUUCCUCAUGGCUCAUCUCUGGACCUGUCACCCUCAGACAGCUCUGGAGGGACUUACAUGUGGGAUGAAGAGGGGAUGGAGGCACUUGGAGGCUCUGAACACCCAUGUGGAAGCUUUGGCUCAGAUCUUAACAGUAUGGACAUUCUAAACAAGCUGGAGAAUGUGGAGUCAUGUGACCUGGAAGAUGAUGACCUCAUGUUGGAUUUGGACUUGUCUGAAGAUGCAUCUUUUCACAGCGACACUGAUGAAAUGUCGUCCUAUGAAUGGUCUGAAAAAGAAGGUCGGCCUACACAGAGGAGAAGAUGGCAACAACACAGAGGCAUGCGUGAAAACAGAACUGGCCUUUUGCAGUCAUUUGACGGGUUUAUGGGACAUGGACUGGAGAGGUCAAGGUCAGACCAUGUUACACUUGAUGAUUUGACACUGAAUCUCGUGGCGCAAGACUGCUCUUCUGUCAAAGAACAGCUGCUUCAACUGAUGACACUGCUUCAGAUGGAGACUGGUUGUUCAGUUGAAGAAACUUCAGAGGCUCUGACUCCACAAUCCACUGAGCAGUCUUUACUUGAUGAAAAGGUGGCGCUGCUCCUGAAAGAGGUUGAAGAACUGAGAGAUGAGCUCAGAAGCAAAGACAGGAUGAUCGCUGAGCUCUCCCAGCAGCUGUCUUCUCCAGUGGAAGAUAUGCAGUGCCACUGCCUGGAUGGUUUAGAUGGUAACAAGUUGUCAUUAGAGCACCAGGACAAGGAUACUCAAACCCUGUGGAAGCCACAUAAUCUUCAGAUACUACAGACUCCCAGAUUCAUGUCCAACAAGCUCCAUGACCAUGAUGGACUGUCAAGUCCAACCUGUGAAGAUGCCACUUGUAACAGUUUGGAUGCCAACCCUGGUCACCACCCACUAACACCCCAGCCCAGCUCUUCAGACCUACAAAAUCCCAUCGCUGCUGCGUCUACCCCGAACUGUAUAGCACCAACGGUAAUUAUAUCUGCUGAUAGCACUGCUGCCUCCUCUUACAGAACUUUUCAGAGCUCUGAACCUGCUGAGCUCGGCCUCACAAGCAGCCGGCUCAAAAUCAAUGAGCCAGCAAGCCCACCAGCUUCUGCCAGCUUUUGCUGUAAGCUAGAAAACGGUACACAAAAACUUGCUUUUAAAAGAAGCAGUUUUUCAAGCCCGCAGCCACCAAGCUAUAUUAAGAGAGCUUCGACACUCAUCAAGCCCCAGGAAGUACAGCGGGUCAGUGUGUUCACCGGUGCCCUGGGUAGGUUGAGAGCCACAGGUCCACCCAGAACAAGACAUCAACCUUCAUCAGCUCCCGGACUACAUUACAUUAACCCAGCCCAACAGACUACCAUGCACACCACCACUGUAGAAACAAAAUGUAACCGACAAAAUCAAGAGGACAGACAGUCUCUGUUUCUCAGAAACAUAGAGAGCAGUUGUCCCAGGUCUCAUGCCUCCCUGCAGCCUAAACAUUCCCGCCUACCUAAACCACAGACUUAUUCUGCUCAACCCAUCCCUGCUGCUCAAAAAGGUCAAACAGUAACCUCCCUUGAUAUGCCUUUUCAUAUGCUUUCCCAAUAAUAGAUUGGCUAAGCAAAAAAAACAUCUCACCUCCUUCUUAAAGAGAUAGUUCACCAAAAAAAAUUACACUACAUUACAUUAUUUGCUCAAACCCUUCACUUGUUCAAAACCUGUUUGAGUUUCUUUCUUCUGUUGAACACAAAAGUAGAUAUUUGGGACCCCUUGACUUCCAAAGUUUGUUUCUAACAAAUUACACUAACCAGCCACUUUAUUAGGUACAGUUUAGUAGUACCGGGUUGGACCCCAUUUUGCCUUCAGAACUGCCUUAAUCCUUUUUGGCAUAAAUUCAACAAGGUACUGGAAAUAUUCCUCAGAGAUUUUGGUCCAUAUUGAUAACAUCACACAGUUGCUGCCGUUUUUUUGAGCCUGUGCGAAUUGUAGCUUCAGUUUCGUGUUCUUAGCUGACAGGAGUGGCCUCCAGUGUGGUCUUCUGCUGCUGUAGCCCAUCCGCCUCAAGGUUGGACGUGUUGUGCAUUUAGAAAUGCUCUUCUGCAUACCUCGGUUGUAACUUUAUAUCAGCUCAAAUCAGUCUGGCUAUUCUCCUCUGACCUCUAUCAUCAACAAGGCAUUUGCACCCACAGAACGGCUGCUCACUGGAUAUUUUAUCUUUUUUGGACCAUUCUCUGUAAAUCCUAGAGAUGGUUGUGCGUGAGCAUCCUAGUAGAUUAGCCGUUUCUGAAAUACUCAGACCAGCUUGUCUAGCACCAACAACCAUUCCAUGUUCAAAGUCACUUAAAUCACCUUUCCUGCCCAUUUUUAUGCUCAGUUUGAACUGCAGCAGAUCGUCUUUUUUGACCAUGCCUACCUGCCUAAAUGCAUUGAGUUGCUGCCAUGUGAUUGGCUGAUUAGAAUUUUGCAUUGAGGAGCAGUUGGACAGGUGUACCUAAUAAAGUGGCCGAUGAGUGUAUCUAUACAGUAACAGAACAAAAAAACCCCCAUAAGGGUUUAAAACCACAUGAGGGAGAGUAAAAGAUUAGAUAAUUGUAAUUUUUGAACUUUCCUAUUAUUCAAAGCUUGUAAAUGACCUCAAAUGACUGAUAUUAAGUUAUUCUUAAAAAGCAACCAUACUGCUUUGCUUCAGCUGUGGGGCUCCAAAUAAAUGAUGUAGUCAAAAUACCAGGUACUUAGUGCACAAGGAAUCCCUUGAGGCAAAAAAUAUCCCCAACUGUAGCUCCAUGAUGACCAUUUCAAAUGGUUGUUAUUAAAAAAAUUUCUGUGUGUACAUGCAAUGUUGAAAGACCUAGGGCUUCUUUAAAAAUGUGUCAGAGAAAUAGUUUUAACCUUCUGGGGUCUGCAAACGCCUAUACGCGGUUUGAGGCAUCUUUUCCUGAUAACGCAGAAAAUUACUUCUAUUACACUUUCAGUUUUUAUCGUGCAGAUAAGAGCAAUACAUCACUUGAAUCUGUAAAGGGUCCACUUUUAUUUGUAUUCAACAUAAUACAUUGUCAUCAAAUUAUUUUAAACACUGGAUUAAUGCACACAAAAUAGUUUUAAUUAUAACAGUUUUGCAAAUACGUUUUAUAACUUUUUAAAUAUCUAUUUUUUGUGCAUGCUGUAUAACUGCACAUACAUUGUUUACCCAUAGUGUUUACAUGGACAUAAUACAGCAAGUAGUACAACAAGCAUUUAGUUUGAGCUAGAUUUUGCAGCUGGAUAUUGCUUUACAAUGCCCUUGAUGGGUGAACAUUAGCAAGUGGGGGAGUGUCUUUUGUCUCUCCAAGUGUGAAUUAUUUACGACCUUUGUCACUUCCACGCAUACAGCUGAGCUGACCCAAAAUAGACUUUACAAAAUGUAAAUCAUUGUAAUGUUUUCUUUGAAUGAGAGAACAGAAUAACUUUCACACAAUUGUGAAGUAAAUAUUCCAGCCUAGAGUGGUUACUCAAAAGUCUUAUUCAGGCCCAUUCAGUGUGGUUUUUGGACCUUAUUUCCGUAAGUUUUUUUUCUCCAAAA
Danio aesculapii is the source of this 5193-nucleotide messenger RNA. It is a transcript of the gene ccser2b, whose product is annotated as coiled-coil serine-rich protein 2b. Gene Ontology annotation, biological process: microtubule bundle formation. The record is from RefSeq and is a predicted model, not a curated record. Lineage: Eukaryota; Metazoa; Chordata; Actinopteri; Cypriniformes; Danionidae. Gene Ontology annotation, molecular function: microtubule binding. Gene Ontology annotation, cellular component: microtubule cytoskeleton.